Tachysurus vachellii is the source of this 1706-nucleotide messenger RNA. Its product is annotated as meteorin-like protein. NCBI's taxonomy places the organism in Eukaryota, Metazoa, Chordata, Actinopteri, Siluriformes, Bagridae. Gene Ontology annotation, molecular function: hormone activity. The transcript is spliced from 4 exons. The coding region runs from base 250 to 1119 and encodes 289 amino acids. The record is from RefSeq and is a predicted model, not a curated record.
GUGUGUGUCUGUCUGUCUGUCUGCCUAAUGAGCCGAGAGGAGCAGUGUGUUAACUUAAUAAAUGUUAGUGCCUGAGGGUGGAGUCGACCUAUUCACCCUCUCCUAGGGGACAAAGGCUCUAAAUCCGCCCCGUCUGAAUUGUUCAGCUCACUAACCAGUGCACCACAUACCGGGGAUCUGCAGAAUACUGAUGCUGUACAGGACAAUGUUUCACCACACUUGCCGACUUUCCAACUUUCAUUUGGACUGAUGUCACCAAGAGGAAUCAGGUUACUACAGUACUUACACACUUUGUGUAUUCUUACGUCCUGUACUGCAGAUGUGUGCAACUGGAGAGGAAGUGGUCUGGUGGACUCGCCUCUCUCUGGGUCGGUGCAGCAGGUGCGGCUUCGCUGUGCGGCAGGUUCGGUCACGUGGUUUUCCCCGCGCUUCGCUCUGCGGGUCGUGCUGCAGCCAAACGUGUGGAGCUCGCGCCAUGCGGCCGUGUGCGUUAAAGCACUGCGGGGUUUCCACGGUGCCGCGGUAUUCGUGGAGCGGGCUGCAGGCUUAGACCUCCUGCUGCAGGACGAAGAGUCUCCGGAGCAGGUGCGCUGCUUCCGUGCGCAUAAAGCUCAGAGCGUCGCCAUCUUUCUUCAGGCCAACCCGCAGGGUCACGCAGGUCCGAGUAUUGUCGGGUUCCGGUACGAGAUGCUGCGCGAAGAUAGCAGCUCUACCGAGGUUCAAACAAGCAAAAUAAAAGCAGCCUGUCGACCAUGCAAUGACUCUGAGAUACUGAAAGCCAUCUGCAGCAGUGACUUUGUGGUCCGUGGCUCGAUAAGGAACGUAACCCAUGAUUCGGAGAGGCAGACCUCUGUGGUAGAGGUACAGAAAGGCAGGGUGUAUCGGCAACGGAGUGGAGUCUUUGGGAGAGAGCCAAACCACUCGGGCUCUUGGCAUGGGUACAUUCAUACACUUCUGCAGUGCGGCGUUAAAGCAGGAGCUGGUCAGUUUCUUUUCACCGGAGCUGAACUCUUUGGGGAGGCUUGGCUUGGCUGUGCUCCUCGAUUUAAAGACUUCCAGAUCCUCUAUCAUUCAGCCAAGAGGGCGCAUCAUAUGCCAUGUGAUUUUUCCUUAGACUGAGGAGAAGUUCUUGAAAGAUUUUCUGUAAUAGUAAUUUAGUUAAUGUUCAAGGCCAUUUGAGGAGAAAUUGCCACUUGAAGCAGACCAAAGGCAUGACAUGAUAGAUCGGUUUUUGCUCUUUUUCUAUUCUUUAAAGCAAAGCUUAUUUUUUGUGUUAAAGCAAGAGCUUUGUUACUCAGACGUUCUUUAUGUGACCCCAUUCACUAACCUUUUCAAAGAGCUAUUCAAAGUUUAAACAGAAUACCAUCACUGCCAAUUGUGGUACAUCAUUUAAAAUGUCUUGGUGUGGGGGUUCAUCUCUGUGUGUGCAUACCUAAAUGUUUCUGAGAUAAUAUUUAACAUAGUGUUAAUAUGCAGAUGUUUUUAGCCAGUUUUGCAGUUUGGCAAGAAUAUAUAGGCUUUACCUAUUUCCACUGACAUUACUGAACGUGCUAUUCCAUUAUUAUGGUUGUAAACAGGGUAUAAAUGUUAUAAUUGAACAUGGAGAUUGGAGAUUUGUGAAUAUUCGUGUAUUAUAAAGUAGACACAUUUGAUUAUAUGGUUUUGCUUUUGUAAUUAUUUGUAAUACAGUUGUUGUUUAUAUUGUU